Molecule: messenger RNA, 1281 nt
Organism: Myotis davidii
Lineage: Eukaryota; Metazoa; Chordata; Mammalia; Chiroptera; Vespertilionidae
Gene: ZFP36
Product: ZFP36 ring finger protein
Exons: 2
Coding region: 94-1056 (320 amino acids)
Molecular function (GO): metal ion binding; mRNA binding
Source: RefSeq, a predicted model, not a curated record
UAUAAAAUCGCCGGUUCCUCCACCCAGCGGCAGCUUGGCCUCGGCGCUCGCACGUUCUCCCGGGUUUCCCGCAGAUCUCCCUUCUGCGUCGCCAUGGAUCUCAGCGCCCUCUACGAGAGCCUCCUGUCGCUGAGCCCUGAUCUGCCAUCCAACCAAGGAGAUACGGAGUCCAGCCCAGGCUGGGCCUCUGGACUCUGGAGCCUCAGCUCAUCAGACUCCAGUCCCGCUGGGGUCGCUGCCCACCUGCCUGGCCGUUCUACCAGCCUGGUAGAGGGUCGAAGCUGUGGCUGGGUGCCCCCACCCCCAGGCUUCGCACCCCUGGCUCCCCGCCCAAGCACUGAGCUGUCUCUCUCACCUACUUCCACCCCCACCACCUCAUCCAGAUACAAGACUGAGCUAUGUCGAACCUUCUCAGAGAGUGGGCGCUGCCGCUAUGGGGCUAAGUGCCAGUUUGCCCAUGGUUUGGGCGAGUUGCGCCAAGCCAGUCGCCACCCCAAGUACAAGACAGAAUUCUGCCACAAGUUCUACCUCCAGGGCCGCUGCCCCUACGGCUCACGCUGCCACUUCAUCCACAACCCCAGUGAAGACCUGGCCUCCCCUGGCCACCCCCACAUGCUGCGACAGAGCAUCAGCUUCUCAGGCCUGCCCUCCGGCAGAAGAUCCUCGCCGCCACCAGCAGGCCUGGCAGGCCCUUCCUUGUCCUCAUGCUCCUUCUCGCCCUCCAGCUCCCCACCACCACCACCUGGGGACCUUCCACUUUCACCCUCUGCCUUCUCUGCUGCCCCUGGGACUCCGGUGGCCCUAAGGGAUCCCACACCAGCCUGUUGUCCCUCCUGCCGAAGGGCCACCCCUAGCAGCGUUUGGGGACCUGUAGGUGGCCUGGCCCGGAGCCCCUCUGCACAGUCCCUGGGAUCCGAUCCCGACGAUUAUGCCAGCAGCGGCAGCAGCCUGGGAGGGUCUGACUCACCCGUCUUCGAGGCUGGAGUGUUUGGGCCACCCCAGCCUGUAGCCCCUCGGCGACUCCCCAUCUUCAAUCGAAUCUCAGUGUCUGAGUGACAGGUGCCUGCCCAGUACAGAUCAGCUGUAUCUCAAGGGGGGCCAUUUCUCUUGUGCUAUGGUCUCCACAGAAGCCCUGGGGCUGUGGGGAUACGGGGAACUCAAGUAGCCUCACUGCCUUCCAAAUGCAUUAACCUACUCCCCUGACCCUAUUCUGGGGCAGGUCCCCAGUGGGCAAGCUCAGCGUUCCUGGUGUUGGAGGAAGGCGUGUAUUCUGGAGUCUUU